Molecule: messenger RNA, 1165 nt
Organism: Aptenodytes forsteri (emperor penguin)
Lineage: Eukaryota; Metazoa; Chordata; Aves; Sphenisciformes; Spheniscidae
Gene: ATP1B1
Product: ATPase Na+/K+ transporting subunit beta 1
Exons: 8
Coding region: 1-1098 (365 amino acids)
Biological process (GO): sodium ion export across plasma membrane; potassium ion import across plasma membrane; intracellular sodium ion homeostasis
Cellular component (GO): sodium:potassium-exchanging ATPase complex
Molecular function (GO): ATPase activator activity
Source: RefSeq, a predicted model, not a curated record
AUGCCGCAUACAAACUGCUUCUCCAAAGUGAGGGUGCAGUGCUGGUCAUUGCAGGACGUUGCAGUGGAACCAGACAACUCAAACCAAAGCAAAGAGCACCAAAAAGCCCACAGUGGACAGCAGGCUUCUCGGUUUGCAGAGUCAUCUACCUUCAGUCGCCUGCACGGCUUUGAGAAGUCUGGUCGUAUGCCUACAGCUAAGGAGGCCGUGCUCGGCCGCUGCCGUGAACGGUGGCAUGACCUUGAGGGUAUCUGGCCUGUGCAGACCCCGUGCGGCUCCAUUAAGAUCCUCCUCUUCUAUGUCAUCUUCUACGGUUGCCUGGCAGGUAUAUUCAUUGGGACCAUCCAAGUGAUGUUGCUCACUGUCAGUGAAUUUGAGCCCAAAUACCAGGAUCGAGUGGCACCUCCAGGACUGACUCAAAUCCCCCAGGUACAAAAGACAGAAAUUUCCUUUACUGCCUCCGAUCCCAAAAGUUUUGACCUGUAUGUGAAGAACCUUGAGAAGUUCUUAAAGGACUACAGCGCUGAUCAACAAACUGAAAACAUAGUAUUUCAGGACUGUGGGGACACACCUACCGAUUACAAAGAGAGAGGACCAUAUAAUGACGCCCAGGGCCAGAAGAAGGUCUGCAAAUUCAAACGUGAAUGGCUGGAAAACUGUUCUGGAAUAAAUGAUCCCACCUUUGGGUACAGGGAUGGCAAACCAUGCAUCCUCAUCAAGCUCAACAGAAUUAUCGGCUUCAAACCUAAGGCUCCGGUAAAUGAGAGCCUCCCUCCAGAGGUUAUGGCAAAAUACAACCCGUAUCUCAUCCCUGUCCACUGCACUGCCAAGAGAGAGGACGAUGCAGACAAAAUAGGCACAGUGGAGUACUAUGGGAUGGGCGGCUACCCUGGCUUUGCCCUGCAGUACUACCCCUACUACGGCAAGCUCCUGCAGCCACGGUACCUGCAGCCGCUGGUGGCAGUGCAGUUCACCAACCUGACCUACGACAUCGAGGUGCGUGUGGAAUGCAGGGCCUAUGGGCAGAACAUCCAGUACAGCGACAAAGACCGCUUCCAGGGACGCUUUGAUAUUAAAUUUGACAUAAAAAGCAGCUGAUUGUAAGCAAAACUCUCCCCCCCCCCCCCUCCUCCUAGCCAUUUAAAAAUGUUAAAAAAAAAAAAAA